Molecule: messenger RNA, 4687 nt
Organism: Caenorhabditis elegans
Lineage: Eukaryota; Metazoa; Nematoda; Chromadorea; Rhabditida; Rhabditidae
Gene: athp-2
Product: Bromodomain adjacent to zinc finger domain protein 1A
Exons: 9
Coding region: 15-4253 (1412 amino acids)
Biological process (GO): chromatin remodeling
Cellular component (GO): chromatin; nucleus
Source: RefSeq, marked reviewed
AACUCGGCGAGCACAUGCCGUUGCUUCACAAGCAACAAUUUGAACCACAAUCAGUGCCAGAUGGAGUCACUCGGGAUACGCCAGUAUUCUAUUGCAAGGCUACAAAAGAAGUCUUUUUGACACAUGAAGAAUAUUUCAAUCGAAUGAUUCUACUCAACUCAACAGCCUGGUCAUGUUCUCUUACUCGAAAAUCAAAUCUAACAUAUUUCGAAGCAAUUGCCAGUGAACGAGAAGCCGAGCAAGAGCUCUGUAACUUCCCAACAGCUCUCGAAAUUCCAAUUACUUUAAUUGUUCAUAAAUAUACGAAUCGUGGCCGUUUCGAAGAUCUCGUAAAUGAUAUUUAUCACAUUUUAAAAGAUCGAUUUUUCAAUAACGAAGAAGUCGCCUACGCCGAGAAAAGCCGCAAAUUUCUGGCGAAAAUCGUCGAAUCCAACCAAAUCGAAGAGCAAAAUCCAUCUUUUGAGGGUGGAAGUGAGCUCAAAGAGCCCAUUUUACCGCCGCCUGACACUUUUCGAUACACACUACAGAUUCUUGAUCCAGCGGUGUCGGAAGAAGAAAUGUAUAGAGAAGGAAUUGCUUUUGAUCGACUUUUCCGCUCAAAAAACAUUGGAUCCCGUCAAAAAAUCCGUUUAUUCCUUAAAAACUGCUGUCAAAUGUCGCCGGACAGUGAACGCUACACACUAAAAUUCCAGUUUUUGGAAAAAAUCGAUAAUCUCUACUGGACCGAUGUAAUGUCUGGCGCUGAGCCAAUUUGUCCUCAAACUCCUGCUCUGCAACGUGGACGUGCUCCGAAUACUCUCAAGGCUGGGGAUCAUGAACGAAAAGAGAAGAAGCCGAAAAAAGAGGAACGGGAUCCCGCGGCUCCUCCACGACCACGCGGAAGACCACCAAAAACUCCGGAACAAAAAGCAUUGGACAAAAAGGAGAAACAAAUGCGAAAACGAGCAGAAGCUGGACGAGAAGCUCCAAAACCUGAUGAUUUCGACUUGACAAGCAGUGGAGCAAUGACUUUAUCGAUUCCAGUAAGCCCAGCGAAAAAGAAAAUCCGCCGAGAAAGUGGCUCUUCGAUGAGUGGAAAAAAGAAAACAAAGAUUCUGGAGCAACAAGGCGAGCUCUGCUUCUUUUUCAGUGAAGCUCGACGUCUCGGGAUUGAUGUCGGCGGUUUGGAGCAAGAGGAGAAGCUGCUCAGUGGGAAGGCUGUCGCGGAUUUCAAGCAACGGGUUAAAGAGGAAAAGGAUGCUGAAAAGGAGAGAGCCAAGGAGGAGAAGAAGCGAAAAAUGCGGGAGAAAACGGCUUAUAAUAAGAAGCGAGAGGAUUUAAUCUGUAAUGAUUUGAAGCCAUUGCCAAGAUUUCCGAAGUUGGAGAUUCCGGAAUGGAUAUCUAAUGCUGAAUUUGAAGAUUAUCUAUUCAUCUUCCAAUUUUUCAAUUCCUUCAAACAACUGCUCCCGCUCAAAGAGAUCAGAGGAUCCGACGAGGUUCAAUUCUCGGAUAUCAUUAUCGCUAUCAAAUGCAAUGAUCCUCAGAACUCUUCGUUCGCAGAUCUUCUCCGAGUCCUUCUCUCAAUCAGAACUGAUAUAGCUGAUGAGGAGGAUGGAGAUGAAGCAGACAUUAAUAACCGUGAAGAAGUCUAUCUGAUAAAUGCUCAAAAUUGUGAUCCGGCUCACGUGACACAUGGAGAUUCGAUACGAGAUCUUUCGGAUUUACACUUUAAAAUUCGAAAAAUACAUGGAAAAUCUGUGAGGCAUCUACCGGUGGAUUGGAUGACAUUGACUGAGGUUCUUCGGUUGAUAUUUGAGACAUCUGGAUAUUAUACUGGAAUGGCUACACAUCGGCAUCGGCUCUAUGCUCGGGGUAAUUUCCGAGGCUAUGAAGAUCCGGCCUACGAAUUCCGCACCCGACAUCCUGGAAUUAUGGAGAAGCUUCGAACUCUGACUGUCUUCGAUUUGGAAGCUCCCGAGCGGCUGGAAAUUGUGAAGACACUGAUCUACCAGUUGCUCACGUACUCCAAGUUUCGAGGUCACUUGGAGCAGCGUCAGAAUGAGCUCGUGGAGCUGAAACGGGAGCAGAAGAAGCUGAAAGCGUGGGAUGUUGGACAGGAAGGAGAAGCUAAUGCGGCGAGGUUGCUGCUGGAGUUGGCUCCGGCUGGAGCAUCUGGAGCACCGGACGUUAAGGAGCAGAAAGAGCCACCCGUUGUGCGGCGGUUGAAGGCGCAUAUUAAGGCGAUUAAUGAGGGAAGGAGAUAUGAUAAGGAGGAUUUGGAUGCGAUUGUGCUGGAAUCGGUUCCCUACGCUUCGCUGUCUCUCGAUGAAAUAGUAACUGCCCGCGAACUUCAAAAAUCCGAAUUCAAAAUUUUAAUGGAUUCUCUGAUAUCGAAAAUGUUCCAAAUCUACAGUAAAAUCAGUGAUAUACGAUUGGGAAGUGAUCGAGCAUAUCGAAGAUAUAUUGUUAUGGAAAAUCUAUCAGCAAUUCUUGUUGAAACGGCAACUUUUCAAGAAUUGGGAAUAUAUUGUGAUGAACCAUCGAUUAUUGAUGAUCCAUUGAAUCUUUUGGAGAAUGAGCAUCAAGAAGUAUUUAUUUGUACAGGAAAUAUGGAUACAUGUAGAGUUCAUGGAGAUGAAAGUAAUAAUUGGACUCGUUGGAGUUAUAUUCGGGAUCGGGAGCAAUUUGAGCAACUGCUCAAGUCCCUAAAUCCCCGUGGAAAUCGAGAAGUGGAGCUGCUCGAAGAGCUCAAUGAAUAUCGACCGAGCCUUUUGGAAAUACUUGAAGAAACUGAACGUCUACAUGAAGAAGAAGAAGAUGAAGAUGAAUGGAAAUCUCAAUUCAUGACAAAUGAUCCGAAUCCUGGGGAUACUUAUAAUAUUGAUUGGGAUGCUGAAAUGCGAGAUCUACUACUGGAUUUUGAGGAAAAAAUCGAUCAGGGACAAAUGGGAUCAAUAGAAAAAAUAUUUGAAUGUAAUCGAAUUGAAUGGAGAGAUAAUCUUAAAGAAUCGGGAAAUGUUUGUAUGCUUUUGAACGAAGAUAUUUCUAUUUUUGGAGAGAUUUCUGUGAAUUUGGAGGAAUCUGAGCAUUUUUCGGAUUCUAUGAAACUCGCCAUCGCAUUUUAUAUGAUUAUCAAGAGUAUUCAUUUGAAAUUCAUCAAGGCUCCGUAUAUUAGUCCGAAUAAGGAUGAACACGGAAACUUGAAGCCCUCCGAACUAUUCAUACGUUGGCAAAGAGCACUUCUCGAAUGUGAAUCCCAUUCAGCUCUUUCUCUAUUCAUCUCAACAUUCGAAGGAUCUAUCAAAUGGGAUAAAUCUCGUCUCCAAGGAAAAUGUCGUUCAUGCCGACGAAAAGCCGCUGCUCAUGAUCUUGUAUUGUGCUCUGAAUGUGAUAAUUGUUAUCAUUUGAAAUGUGCAAAGCUGGAUGUUAACUCAGAUGCUCCAGCUGAUUGGAUGUGCACCAGUUGUAGAGCUCAACAGAGAAAAGUUGAGAAUGAAGCAAAACGAAUGGCUCGGGAUGAUGAUCAAUUGGCUGAAUCUUCAUCACAAGAAGAUGUUGCAAUUGGAAAUAUAUCGAUUAGCGAUAAUUUCUCUGAAAUUGCUCCAAAAACUGCUGAGCCAGCUGAGAGCUGUAGCACCCCGACAACUUCUAAAGAGCCGCCAACUAUUCGAACUGCAAGUGGUCGGGCUGUAAAACGAGUUCAUUAUUCUGAUAUUCAUGAAGGAUUAAGCUUGAAAAAUCGGAAAUCCAAUGGAUCCAUGCCAGUCACACCUUCGGAGAGACCUGUUAGAAAUGUUUCUGUUAGAAUAUUUGACGUUGAAAACGAGAAUGUUUUAACUGAUGAAGAUGAUUCUGACGGUGAAAAUACGCGAAAGCGAAAGACACCAACAUCCAAGAAAUCAGUCACAUCAACACCGACUACAAAUGAUAUUUCCCGUGUCAUAAUACCAAAUAUUAAAGAGAAAAUGACAUUAAUUGAGACAUUAUUGAAAGAAGCAAUGCGUCAAGAAUGUUCAUGGCCAUUCCUUCAACCAGUUGAUUCGAAAGAAGUUCCAGAUUACUAUGACGUCAUCAAACGGCCUAUGAAUUUGAGAACUAUGAUGAAUAAGAUUAAGCAGAGGAUUUAUAAUAAACCUAUUGAGGUUCGCAACGACUUCCAACUAAUCCUAUCAAAUUGCGAGACGUACAAUGAGCCGGAAAAUGAAAUCUACAAGCUUUCUCGAGAACUUCACGAUUUUAUGGCGGAUCGUCUCGAUGAGAUCAUCGAUCAAUAAACAUAUUCAUUUCAUUUUUCUGUUACUUUUUUUUCUUGAAUUUCUACUUUUACCCCCCUCACCUAUCAAUUUUCAUACUUAAAAAAAAUUCAAAAUAUCCAUAUCGUAAAUCCACACAGACUACACAAAAUCGUAUCUCAAUUGUUUUUUUUCGCUCUUUUUCUCUAGCUCUCUCUCCUUUACUAUUUCCUAGAAAUGUACUCAUUUUCUGUUAAUUUUUUUUUACAAUUUUUUCGUUCACAUUUUCUUUCUCUGUCGGUCUUAACUCAACCGCUCCCCCGUUACAAAAAUCUCAGUCAAAAAAAAUUAAUUUUGACACGUCAUAUUUGUUGUUCUUGAGGUCCCCCUGUGACUUUUCAAAACGUUAUUUUAAUUGUGCUAUUUUGUGUCAACUACUGAUGAAAGUCAUUGAAAAUGAACUCGUAAAUUUGAAA